Messenger RNA from Benincasa hispida (wax gourd), 3680 nucleotides. RefSeq names its product pumilio 5 (gene PUM5). Gene Ontology annotation, biological process: post-transcriptional regulation of gene expression. Lineage: Eukaryota; Viridiplantae; Streptophyta; Magnoliopsida; Cucurbitales; Cucurbitaceae. The record is from RefSeq and is a predicted model, not a curated record. Gene Ontology annotation, cellular component: cytoplasm. Gene Ontology annotation, molecular function: mRNA binding.
UUUUAUUUUACCAACUCUCUCUCCCAAGUUGAAGUUCCCAACCCUUGCGCCUCCGUGCCUGCACUGUGUUAUGGGUUUUGGUAGCAAACCAUUAAUUUUGUCUUUGAAAACAGCUAAAAUCUUUCCUUCUCUCCAAAGCUUUUCAUUCUUAGUUUAUCCUCUGCCUCUGCAGAAAUUCUGAUAGACUUGGGAGUCUCAAAUUCCUUCUUCUAAUACUGGAUUUCAUAUCAUUCUAAUAGUAGGAUGGCAACUGAGAGCCCUACCAGAAUAGUGGACAGGAUGGGUGAUAGAAACUGGCCCUCUACUAAAGAUGUUGCAACCUUUGGAUCUCCAUUUAAAAACAUUGCGUCUGAGGAGUUGGGAUCAAUCUUAGAGAGGCAUAAUUUUCAUAGAAAUACAUCAGAUUCAAUUCCCAAUCGAAGUGGCAGUGCACCACCAAGUAUGGAGGGUUCUUUUGCAGCUAUCGGCAACCUGUUAACUCAGCAGGACACUAGUCUAGUCACAAGCUUGUCUACUUUAUGUGAUGCUUUAGAAAAUUGUGUGUCAGAAGAACAGCUACGCUCACAUCCAGCUUAUUUUAAAUACUACUGGGCCAAUGUUAACUUGAAUCCAAGGCUUCCUCCUCCUCUUAUAUCACGAGAGAAUCGUAGAUUAGUGCGGCAUAUUGGUGGAUUAGGCAAAAAUCGGAGAUUGAGCUCUGCAGAUGAUACUGCCGAUGAAUUUUUACAUGUUUCCCAAGGCUCCCUUUCUACUCAUCAGGAGGAGACUUCAGAAGAUAGAUCGUCUGAGCAAGUUUCAGAAAACUUUAUAGAGAAGAAUGGCGCUGCUUUGCCUGCAAAGAACAAAUCUUUUACCACAAGUCAACGUAAGAGCUUGGUUGAUUUGAUACAGGAAGACUUUCCUCGGACCCCUUCUCCUGUGUACAAUCAAUCACUUUUAGCAAGCAGUUCAACAACAGAACAAGCAGUUGAGGAUGAUUUGGACGCUAUUGCCUUGGGUGUUUCAUCUAUAAGCAUUUCGAAAGUACUGGAGUCAAAUUCAUGCUCUCCCAGCCUGGAGCCAAGCAAUGUGAUUAUGGAUCCAGUGGGGUUAAUAGCCGAUGAUGCUCCUCUGAAGAAGUCUCAAAAUGCAGAGAAAUCCAACAGAGAAAGUAGCCCACAACAAGAGGGAUCAAGGGUGAAAAAUGCUAGUCUGGAGAACGCUGCAGAAAAAUCUGGGACAAUUGGGCAUGAGAUUCCAAAAUUAGAAUCUAGAGCGAAAGCAUCCAGUCUUGAGAGUAAUAGGAACAAACUAGAUCAUCAAUCUUAUGGGAGAAAUCAUCCACAUAAUUUUUUGUCAAAGCAACAAGGGUUUCCAUGUCCGGCUCCAGAUAUUCAGUCCCAGAUGGUUCCUCAAGGAAUUAGCCAUCUAGAAGUUGGACUUGAAAACUAUUCACAUGGACAGCAUAGUUUUUCAACUGCUGAGGUGCAAACAGUAUUUCAUUCAUCACCGCUCACUCCUCCCUUGUAUGCUACGGCAGCAGCAUUUGUGGCUCCAGGAAAUCCAUUUUAUCAUAAUUAUCAGCCAUCAGGUUUAUUUAGUCCUCAGUUCAAUAUGGGAGGCUAUGCUCUGGCUUCCCCACUUUUUCCUCCGUUCAUGUCUGGGUAUCCUACACACGGUGCAGUUCCAUUGCCAGAGCCUUCUGUUUCAAACUUCAGUGGUCGAACUGCUGGUGUUUCAAUAGGGGAAAGUAUUCCACCUGUGGGUGACUUACAACACAUGAGCAAGCUUUAUGCCCAACCUGGAUUUGUUUACCCACCUUUUGUGGAUCCUAUUCAUGUACAAUAUGGUCAACGUCCAAUAGAAGAUACUUAUGGUGGUUCAGCUCAUCAUGGUCAAUUGGGCUCUAGAAGUUUUAGUCAUAUGCAGAUUAAUUCUUUUGGUUCGCAACAAGAUUCAAACGUUGAUGCUUAUUUGAAUGAUAAUAAAAUUCAGUCACCAACAAAUGGGAAUUUUAGCCUCUUGAGUCCCAGAAAAGGGAUUACUGGUGGUAAUUAUGGAAAUCCUUCUAACAUGAGCGGCAUCAUUCAAUUUUCAGCCCCAUCUCUUGCAAGCCCUGAUUCACCCUCAUCUCCGGUAGGUGGGGUGAAUCAUCUAGGCCGACGGAAUGAAAUGUGGUUUCCUUCAGGUUUAGUUCGGAAUGCAGGGGAAUAUUCUGGAUGGCAGGGGCAGAGGGGCUCCAACAUCUUUGAUGACUCCAAGAGGCACUCUUUUCUUGAAGAACUGAAGUCAAGCAAUGCACGAAAGUUUGAACUUUCUGAUAUUGCCGGGCGUAUUGUUGAAUUCAGUGUUGAUCAACAUGGGAGUCGCUUUAUUCAACAGAAGCUCGAGCACUGCAGUCCUGAAGAGAAAGCAUCUGUGUUUAAGGAAGUUCUUCCACAUGCCUCUAAAUUAAUUACUGAUGUUUUUGGAAAUUAUGUUAUCCAAAAGUUCUUUGAACAUGGAACUCAUGAGCAGAGGAAGGAACUUGCCGAUCAACUUGCUGGACAGAUAUUGCCUCUAAGCUUGCAGAUGUAUGGUUGUCGUGUGAUUCAGAAGGCACUCGAAGUUAUUGAACUGGAUCAGAAGACACAUCUCGUACGAGAACUUGAUGGUCAUGUUAUGAGAUGCGUGCGUGAUCAAAAUGGGAAUCACGUUAUACAGAAGUGUAUAGAAUGUGUUCCUUCAGAAGAAAUUGGUUUUAUCAUUUCUUCUUUUGAAGGUCAAGUUGCCACACUUUCCACUCAUCCGUAUGGCUGCCGUGUUAUCCAGAGAAUUUUGGAGCAUUGUUCAGAUGAGGCCCAGAGUCGGUGUAUAGUGGACGAAAUAUUGGACUCUGUUUAUGGUCUUGCUCAAGACCAAUAUGGGAACUAUGUCAUUCAGCAUGUUCUUGAGAGGGGGAUGUGCCAUGAAAGAAGCCAAAUUAUCAGUAAGUUGACUGGAAAGUUUGUGCGGAUGAGCCAGCAUAAAUAUGCAUCAAAUGUCGUUGAAAAGUGCUUGGAGCAUGGUGAUACGAUUGAAAGAGAGCUGAUAGUUGAGGAAAUUAUGGGGCAUUCUGAAGAAAAUGAUACAUUGUUGGCAAUGAUGAAAGACCAGUUCGCAAAUUAUGUUGUUCAGAAGAUCAUUGAAAUAUGCACCAAUGAACAACGAGAGAGGCUGUUGAGUCGUAUCAGAGGUCAUCUUCAAGCUUUGAAGAAGUAUACUUACGGGAAACACAUAGUUGCUCGAUUAGAACAGUUGUCGGGUGAAGAAAGCCAAGCGUCAGCAGCUUGAGGAGUUUGGAAGUUGCGAGUGAAUGCAAAUGAAACAAAACAAAGAGAUAGAGGCGAGUUCCAUUCUUUGGUUGAAGUAGUAGUCCUGUUGUUAACUCAACUGCUUGAUUCUUAGUUAAUGGUAUAUGAGUUGUAUGUAUGUAUAUUAAUGUGUAUAUAAAUGGUUAAUGAUGUUAACUGUGAAGAUCAGUAGGAAUGGAAUGAAUGGCUGUCCAGGCUAGAGUUGCUUGCUUAUCUGGUGCGUGUAGAGUUUCAUUUGAUCAACUCUCACCACCUCACCUAAACAACCGGUAGAUAGGACAGCCAUAAUUCUACUGCCAAUCGCUGCUGCUCGGCUAUGCCCAAAUCCUAAUGCAUGCAAGAGUAGGACUUUUCCAGCGGACUUAUUUU